Oryza sativa Japonica Group (Japanese rice) is the source of this 3052-nucleotide messenger RNA. Its product is annotated as cation/H(+) antiporter 19. Lineage: Eukaryota; Viridiplantae; Streptophyta; Magnoliopsida; Poales; Poaceae. Gene Ontology annotation, biological process: regulation of pH; proton transmembrane transport. Gene Ontology annotation, cellular component: membrane; endomembrane system. Gene Ontology annotation, molecular function: antiporter activity. The record is from RefSeq and is a predicted model, not a curated record.
CGCUUAAUUACUUGGCUAUAAAUAAGGUGGUGAAGUGGCCAUGAAUGGAUCACAAAGCUUCACCCACUCCAAACCUCUAACACCUGCAGUGGCCUGCUGCCUAUAUUUGUCCAAUUCGACACCGAUCGAUCAGCUUAAGAGGCUGAGCUUAAUUAAUAAUCACUAGUGGUCACACGUGUAAGCACUACUAGUUAGCAUCAGUUUGCAUAAUCCCCUCGCAUAUUUGCAGCUAGCUAGUUAUACAUAUAUAUGGCAGGAAUCUAGCUUGGCUGUGCUUGUUCUUGAUCCAUCCAUCGCCAAUUCGCCAUGCAUGCGUUCUUGCCCUGAGUCGAUCUUGUGAAUUGGUGGUGGUCGGAGAGAUAGAUUGGUUGGUUGCGAGGGCGAGGCGGCGGCGGCGGCGGCGAAGGGGAUGAAGGCGACGUCGGAGGGGGCGUGGCAGGGGGACAACCCGCUGCGGUUCUCGCUGCCGCUGCUGAUCGUGCAGAUCUGCCUCGUCGUCGUCUUCACCCGCGGCCUCGCCUACGCCCUCCGCCCUCUCCGCCAGCCUCGCGUCAUCGCCGAGAUCAUCGGCGGCAUCCUCCUGGGCCCGUCGGCGCUUGGGCGGAACAAGCGAUUCCUCGACAAUGUCUUCCCCAAGGACAGCCUCACCGUGCUCGACACGCUCGCCAACGUCGGCUUGCUCUUCUUCCUCUUCCUCGUCGGCCUCGAGCUCGACCCGGCCUCGCUCCGCCGCACCGGCCGCACCGCCCUCGCCGUCGCCGCCGCCGGGAUCUCGCUCCCGUUUGCUCUCGGCGUCGGCGCCUCGCUCGUGCUCCGCGCCGCCAUCGCCCCCGACGCCCCCCGUGGCCCGCUCAUCGUGUUCAUGGGCGUCGCGCUGUCGAUCACCGCGUUCCCCGUCCUCGCGCGCAUCCUCGCCGAGCUCAAGCUCCUCACCACCGACAUCGGACGCAUGGCCAUGUCGGCCGCGGCUGUCAACGACAUCACCGCGUGGGUGCUGCUUGCCCUCGCCAUCGCGCUCUCGGGAUCCGGGUCGCCGCUCGUGUCCAUCUACGUCCUGCUCUGCGGCGUCGCGUUCGUCGGCUUCGCCACGGUCGCCGUGCGGCCCGUGCUCGUCUUCAUGGCACGGCGGUCGCCGGAGGGCGAGCCGGUGAAAGAAUCGUUCGUCUGCGCCAUUCUAGUCAUCGUUCUCGCCGCCGGCUUCGCCACGGACGCCAUCGGCAUCCACGCGCUGUUCGGCGCGUUCGUCAUCGGCGUGCUCGUCCCCAAGGAAGGCGCCUGCGCCGGCGCGCUGACGGAGAAGGUCGAGGACCUGGUGUCGUCGCUGUUCCUUCCCCUCUACUUCGUGUCGAGCGGUCUGAAGACGGACGUCACCACCAUCUCCGGCGCCAAGUCGUGGGGGCUCCUCGUGCUCGUCAUGACGACGGCCUGCGCCGGCAAGAUCGGCGGCACGGUGGCGGCGUCGCUGCUGAUGCGUGUGCCGCUGCGUGAGGCGCUCGCGCUGGGGAUGCUGAUGAACACCAAGGGGCUCGUGGAGCUCAUCGUGCUCAACAUCGGACGCGACCGGAAGGUGCUCAACGAGGAGGCCUUCGCCAUCCUCGUGCUCAUGGCGCUCGUCACCACCUUCAUGACCACGCCGGCCGUCACCGCCGUGUACAAGCCGGCGCGGCGGCAGGCGUCGUACAAGCACCGCACGGUGGAGCGCGCCGACGCCGACAGCGAGCUGCGCGUGCUCGCGUGCUUCCACGCCAGCCGCGGCAUCCCGACGCUGAUCAACCUCGUGGAGGCGUCGCGCGGCACGAGGAGGAGCAAGCUCACCAUGUACGCCAUGCACCUCGUCGAGCUGUCGGAGCGCUCGUCGGCCAUCUCCAUGGUGCAGCGCGCGCGCCGCAACGGGCUCCCGUUCGCGAGCCGGCGCGGCCACGAAGGCGGCGGCGGCGGCGGGGAGGUGGUGGUGGCGUUCGAGGCGUUCCAGCGGCUCACCGCCGUGACGGUGAAGCCGAUGACGGCCAUCUCCGACCUCGACACCAUCCACGACGACAUCGUCGCGUCGGCGCUGGACAAGCGAUCCGCCAUCAUCCUGCUCCCGUUCCACAAGAUGCUCUGCCAUGACGGCACGCUCGAGCCCGUGGACCGGGCGUUCCACCAGGUGAACGUCCGGGUGCUCCGCGACGCGCCAUGCUCCGUCGCCGUCCUCGUCGACCGCGCGCUCGGUGGCGCGGCGCAGGUCUCGGCGCCGGACGUCUCCUACUCGGUCCUCCUCCUCUUCUUCGGCGGCGCCGACGACCGCGAGGCGCUCGCGUACGCCUCACGCAUGGGCGAGCACCCUGGCAUCGCGCUCACCGUGGCCCGUUUCACGGCCGCCGCCGACGACGCCGCCGAAGACGACGACGCCAUACAAAAGCACAUCUCCAACGUGCGCAAGGCCGGAAACGACGGAGCGUUCAAGUACGACGAGGUGUCGGCCCAUGGCCGGCAAGAAGUGGCGUUCGCCAUCAAGACACUGGGUAGAGGCAAGAACCUGGUGGUGGCCGGGCGGUCGGCGGCGGUGGCGACGCCGCUGGUGGACAAGACGGACUGCCCGGAGCUCGGCCACGUCGGGAGCUACCUGGCGACGCCGGAGUUCUCGACGACGUCCUCCGUGCUCGUGGUGCAGAAGUACGACUCGAGAGGUGACACUGGCACAUCGUCGUCGAGCCAAGCCGGAGGAGAGGCGACCGUGGAGGAAUCCGGCGUGCCAAUCCGCCGGCCAUAGUCGCCGGAGGAGACGGCCGCUACGUCGAGGCAGCCGGCGGAGCCAUAGUCGCACUGCCUCUCUGCUGCAUGAUAGCACGUAUAUAGCAACAUUAGUGUGUCCCUCCUGUCGGUGAUUAGAUCAUAUUUGGUUGUUAAUUAUUAGCUAAUUAGUUGUUAAAUUAGGGUUCACAGGUUUAUUUAGAGAAAGUUUAAUAGUAUAGCCAACUAUGGCUCCAAAUCGCCUAUAUAAUAGCCAAUGUAUACAAUAGUUACCUAUAAAUAUAUACUAUAUAAUUAAUAAUGUCUGGUCUCACCUGUC